This is a messenger RNA of Chrysoperla carnea, 2924 nucleotides long. RefSeq names its product protein O-mannosyl-transferase TMTC2-like. Gene Ontology annotation, molecular function: mannosyltransferase activity; protein binding. The record is from RefSeq and is a predicted model, not a curated record. The transcript is spliced from 11 exons. Gene Ontology annotation, cellular component: endoplasmic reticulum membrane. The coding region runs from base 1 to 2886 and encodes 961 amino acids. Gene Ontology annotation, biological process: protein O-linked glycosylation via mannose. Lineage: Eukaryota; Metazoa; Arthropoda; Insecta; Neuroptera; Chrysopidae.
AUGCUGAAUGUGUUGCUACAUGUGUUAGCUACCGGACUUGUUGUACGUGUGGCACGUACCGUACUACCACCGGGUAGUGGUAAUAUUGGACCAGCUGUUGCUGGUUUAUUAUUUGCAUCACAUCCAAUACAUACAGAAGCUGUAGCUGGUAUAGUUGGACGUGCUGAUUUAGCCGCAUGUAAUUUUUAUUUACUAUCAUUUUUAAUUUACGUGUUACAUAUUAAAUAUCGUGAUAACAUAUGUUUUAAAACAAUUAAAAUUAAUCAUUCAAGCGGUGUCAGCGGUGGAAUGAAUACAUCAUCAUUAUCAUCGAAUCAUCAUUGUUUAUGUUUGAAUCAAGUAACAAAUGUUACAACACCAAAUGAUUUUUGUUGUAUGAAACAUAAUUUAAUGUUAUCUGCAUUAUCGACAUUUGUUACAAAUAAUAAUAAUAAUAAUAAUAAUCAUAGGUCGCCACAUUAUUUACGACAACAUAAUAAUAGUAUGCGUGUAAAUAAUAAUUUAUUUAAAAUUGAUAAUUGUGAGGAUAGCUUAAGAACGCAUUAUCACCACCAUUAUCAUCAUCAUCAUUUAUGGUAUGGUGAAUAUGAUAAUAACUUGUUGUCUUCUACGACGGCAUCAAAUCAUAAUAAUAAUAAUAAUAAUAAUAAUGAGAAUACUAGAAAUCGAUUAUGGUGUAAAUGUAACAAUAAACAAGGUACAGUGUGUACAAUGCGUGUGGUUAAACAAUGGGUAGCUUUUAUAACGUGUGUGUUAUGUGCAACAGCGGCUGUAUUAAGUAAAGAGACUGGUAUAUCAGUGUUGGCUGUGUGUGCUCUGUAUGAUUUCAUUCAUUCACCAGUGAAAGUUAAUCAAAAGAAACAAUUACGGAGUAUGAUGUUACUAGGAUUAUCAUUAUUCGUAUUACUUGGCCUUCGUAUGCAUAUGGCAUCAGGUAUCACACCAACAUUUGCCACCGCAGACAAUCCAGCAGCAAAAUCAACAUCCGUUUAUACACGUUUCCUUACAUUUUCAUAUCUUCCAACGUUUAAUUUUAAUUUAUUAUUAUGCCCAUCGACAUUAAGCUUUGAUUGGUCAAUGGAUGCCAUUCCCCGAAUUAAUUCAAUUUUUGAUUCACGUAAUUUAAUGACAUUAAUAUUUUAUACAAUAUUUUAUAAAAUUAUAAAAAUUGCAUUUCAAAAAAUUAGAAAACAACAAAUCGAUUACUCAAAUCGAAAAGUACAGCAACAACAAUAUUCAAAUAAUAAAUAUCGUAGAAAAACUAAUAAUUCAGAGAUAUUUAUUGAUAAAUAUCUUCCGGUAUGUCAAUGUCCUGUAUGUCAUCAUAACAUAACUGACCAUCAUUCACAAACAUGUCGGACAAAUAAUAACAAUAAUAGUGUACCAUCGUCACAUACAAUGUGUAUUUGUAAGACUUCCUUAGCCUCAUCCUCCUCAAAUCAUAUUUUUCCAUUAUUAUCUUCUUCAAAACCUACUGUGAUAAUCCGUGAACAACAACAAUAUACUUCAACAUCUUCAACGUCAUCAACUACGUCAUCUUCAAAAGAUACAAAAGUAAAAAAUCCAUAUGUGACAAUAUUAAUGGCAUGUGCAUUUUUAGCCUUACCAUUUUUACCAGCUACAAAUAUAUUUUUCUAUGUUGGUUUUGUGGUUGCCGAACGUGUACUAUAUUUACCAAGUGUCGGAUAUUGCCUGUUAGUUGGUUUAGCAAUGAGUCGUGUAUGGCGUGUGAAAAAAUAUUGGCGUUAUACGUGUGCAUGUUUAACAGUGUUAAUGAUAUUGUUUUGUGCGCGAACAAUACGUCGAAAUCUCGAUUGGCGAGAUGAAGAAAGCUUAUAUCGAUCGGCAAUCACUGUAAAUCCACCAAAAGCUUAUGGAAAUUUAGGCAGUGUGUUAAGUAGUCAAGGACGGAUAGCUGAAGCAGAAUGGGCUUACAAUAAAGCUUUAGAAUACCGAACAAACAUGGCUGAUGUACAUUAUAAUUUGGGUAUAUUGCUUCAGGGGCGGAAACAAUAUGAUGCUGCCAUUCGUAGUUAUCAAAGAGCAAUUCAUUUCCGACCAUCUCUUGCACUGGCAUAUGUAAAUCUAGGCAGUGCAUUAGUAGCAGCUGGUCGUUGUCAAGAAGCAGUAGCAAUACUACGACAAGGAUCAAAAUUGGAUGGUACUGGUUUAAAGGAUCGUCGAACACAUGAAACAGCACGUGUAUCAGCUUUAUUACAAUUAGGAUCAUUAUAUGCAGACCAAGGACGAUUACAAAGAGCUUUGGCAGCAUAUAGAGAAGCAUUACAUACAAUGCCAGAUCAUUAUCCACCACAGAGUGUUUACAACUUACUGGGUGAAACCUUAACGAGAUUGCAUCAAUUUGAAGAAGCAGAAAGAUGGUAUCAAGCGGCUUUGCAAGUUCAACCAGAUCAUGUACCUGCACAUAUUACAUAUGGAAAACUUUUAGCCAAAAAUGUAAGUAAUCAUAGUAGCCGAGUUGUGGAAGCUGAACAAUGGUUUAGAAGAGCACAGAGGCUAGCACCAGAUGAUCCAAGUGUUUAUCAUCACUACGGUGAAUUUUUGGCUUCAUUGCAACGACACAACGAAGCUGCUGUACAAUAUACGCGUGCGGCUGAAUUAAAACCAGCUGAUUAUGAAUUAGUGGUGGCAGCUGCAACAGCGCUACGACAGGCUGAUCGUCGGAUUGAUGCUGAAUAUUGGUAUCGUAAAGCUGUACAACUUCGACCAUUGGAUGCACGAGGACACACAAAUUUAGGUGCCAUAUUACAUUUAAAUGGAAAAUAUAGCGAAGCCGCUGCCAGUUAUAGAGAAGCAUUACGUCUACAACCGGAUGAUGUAACAACUUUAACAAAUUUACACAAAUUAUAUAGUUUAAUGGCGUGACAACCAUGAUAGGUUGCACUAUACCAUGUUAUGAAUAA